Molecule: messenger RNA, 2808 nt
Organism: Magallana angulata
Lineage: Eukaryota; Metazoa; Mollusca; Bivalvia; Ostreida; Ostreidae
Product: sphingolipid delta(4)-desaturase DES1-like
Exons: 3
Coding region: 84-1055 (323 amino acids)
Biological process (GO): ceramide biosynthetic process
Cellular component (GO): membrane
Molecular function (GO): sphingolipid delta-4 desaturase activity
Source: RefSeq, a predicted model, not a curated record
ACAAGGACUAUAGUGGUACGAUUGAUAGGUGAGGCGAUCAGAAGGGAAAAUCAGUCUUGUAACGGGAAGGUUACAUAUGCAAAAUGGGUGCACGCGUUUCAAGAGAAGAUUAUGAAUGGGUUUACACUGAAGAACCACAUGCCACAAGAAGAAAAGAAAUCAUGGCUAAAUAUCCACAAGUGAAGAAACUGAUGGGACCAGACCCAAAUCUAAAGUACAAAGUCCUGUUUCUGGUUACUCUGCAGAUCCUGGCAAUGUCCGUCAUCUCCACGCAAUCCUGGUCCAUCGUCUUUCUCAUGGCCUAUAUAUUCGGUGGAACUAUCAACCAUUCCUUAAAUCUGGCCAUUCACGAGAUUGCCCACAACCUUGCAUUUGGACAUGGCCGUCCCCUAGCCAACAGAGCUCUUGGAAUGAUUGCCAAUCUUCCCAUUGGUGUCCCUAUAUCAGUGUCCUUUAAAAAGUAUCACUUGGAGCAUCAUCGUUACCAAGGUGAUGUGAAAAAGGACGUAGACAUCCCAAGUGAAUUUGAAGGCAAGAUGUUUAACCGCACAUUGUUGAAGCUGAUCUGGGUGAUCCUUCAGCCCUAUUUUUAUGCCUUUCGGCCUCUGUUUAUUCGGCCUAUGCCAGUCACCAUCCUGGAGGUCAUCAAUUUCAUUGUCCAGGUUCUGUUUGAUGUGAUGGUGUACAAGUACUUUGGUGUGAAGGCCAUCUUUUACUUCAUACAGGGGACAUUCCUUGGCACCGGCCUUCAUCCGCUAUCUGGACACUUCAUUUCAGAACACUACAUGUUUAUCAAAGGUCAGGAGACCUAUUCUUAUUACGGCCCCCUCAAUCUGUUGACCUUCAAUGUAGGGUAUCACAACGAGCAUCACGAUUUUCCCAGCAUUCCUGGAUCUCGGCUCCCUGAGCUGAAGAAGAUUGCACCUGAAUAUUAUGAUAAUCUUCCCCACUAUACCUCGUGGGUCAAGGUCAUCUACGACUUUAUAAUGGACCCUGAGAUAGGACCUUACUCCAGAGUGAGGCGACACAUCAAGGAUUCUGACAAGACUGAUUAACCACGGGAUGUGUUAGAGGUCUUAGCUUUGUUAUGUGUUAUUUUUGAUGUUGGUCAAAUCAAUGUAGUGUUUUAACAAUUUUUAGACUGCCAUUGUUUGAUGUAGUAGUUACUGACUAUGAUGUAAAGAGUGAUUUCAUGGAGCAUUUGUUUUACAUGUAUAAGUUAUUGGCCAGUCCAGACAGCUGAAGUCUUUGUAUCCAAUAUAUAGUAUAUUCAUGAUUUUGUUUAAUAUGCGUCCUGUAACCAAGAGAUCUCAGUCUGGGUGAAGCCAUCCUCAGUGAGGUCACCCAGACUUUUAUAUCCUCGUAUCAACUGAUGAGCUCCAGGAUUUUGACAGGUUACUCAGUCAAGUAGAGCUGUUACACAAGUUUUCUACCGUAUGUACAUUCACUGAGCAAGAAAAAGGACAGCUGUUUAUAGUUUGUAAGGAAUUUAAUACAUACCAAAAUGCUUUUUAAGAAAGCACUUAUACAUGUAUUUUAUCUUUUCAAAUCUCAUUCACAUAUGAUUCAUGCAGUUUUAUAUUUUGUGAGAUAAAAAUCUUGGAAAUUUAGGAAUUUGUUUGAGGUGCUAGUGUAUAAAAGCACAUGUGAAGAUUGAAAGAUAACUUGAGAUUCACGCUCAGUGCUGUUGCCAGAUAAACUCAGCCAGUAUUGUUUUUGUUGUCUGUGUGUUUUGUUGUUGAUGUUUACAACGAAUGAUACAAUAAGUUCUUUUGCAUGACAUCAUGUCUGAUAUUUCCUGAUGAAGGUACAUCACUGAGCAGCUGUCAAAUUCACGGAACAAAAACUACAUUUUAACUGUAUAUGUGAAAAAAGUUAUUGUUUAAUCCCAUAUAGGCUUUCACUGGACAAAAAUUGAUUUUAAAAUGUUGCUGUAUGAAAUUACACAACAGCUAGUCAGACUCUGUUGAUCUGAAUGGGUGUGGAUAGGUGGGGUUUAACUGUUGGUCCUAAUUAUUUGUUAUAACUAGUAUUCAUUAAAGAAGUCAUCCAUUUAAAGAAAGGCCCUCAUGUUGCUUAAACAAACUAUACGAAUAUUGACUGUUUGCCUUUGAUAGAAAAUCUUUAGACUUUUGUACCAUUGUGAGAACAAAUGUGGAUAAAGUUUUAUGUAAGGUUGCAUGAAAUAUUGGUAAACUGUGUUUGGAUUUUUUAAUUUUAUAAUUUUACUUUAUUGCUGUAUUUUGGUCAUGUAGUCCUUUGAUUUAUGAUAAACAAUCCUUAAAAUUUAGAAUAUCAAAGCAGAAGCUCACAGAAAUAAUCCUUCAACCUUUCUACAAUAAGCUUGAAAUAGCAGUAAUCCUGAAGUAUGUCUUUAUUGCCUGACUUCUUCAUGGCCACCAUGGAUUUUAACAAAGAAGAAUUUAACAAUUUACAAACUUGGUAUCCUGGAUUUGUGUUAGAUCAAAAUCAGCUGUCUUUCUUGGUGUAGCAAAAGUGUACGCCUGUGCUAGUCAACCUAGUUGCCAGGUAUAGGUAUAUUGAUCAUGCUUUUGGUAGAGAAAGGUUGAUCUUGUAAAUCAGGGUAGGUUUUACCUCUGUUUUUAAGGAAGGUUUUUGCUAACAUACUGACAUUAAGUCAGCGGGAUUAGACAUUUGAAGAUAAAUUUGUUUGCUGAUAAUUUAAUCCCAUUGUACUCUGUGCUUUAAUCACUGACAUGCAUUAUACCUUUGUUCUAUAUACACACUUUUAUGUGAUUUUUUAAUGUAUCAUACUUGCCACUAAUAAAAAAUGACAGUAAUUAUAGA